CAUCAUACCAACAGACAGACAGUCAUCAUUAGAUAAGAAGAAUGCUGCAGAAUAAGGAGACAGUCAUGAUGGAGGAUCAGCAAAAGUCAGCAUACCAAAAGAUGCUAAACAACAUAGCAAAUGACCUUGACCUUUUGCUGAAUGACUUUUGCACAAUAUACCCAACCAAAGAAAAUCAAGUGACCUUCAAAGCAUAUGGAACUGGGCAGUCAUGCAAUUCCAGUCACAUGGUGGGAGAGGAUAGUGCGUUUGGGACCCUAGCGUCCACUGACAGCUUUUCCCACAAUGAGAAAAAUGAAUCUUUAAAAUCAGGACAUCUUGACGUCUUCGGAUUACAGCCACAACAGGGCCUUCAAAUUCCCAGCAUUAUUAAUGAAUCAGAAGUAGGCCUACCCAUUAGAACAUGCAGUGAAACAAACCUUGAACAGCGACACCUUUCCUUUCAUGAACGUCUGACGAAAACACACCCCAUCUGGCACCUCCCAGAUAUAGGCAGAUCAGGGGCAGUUCAUCUCCUCAAAGACAGGGAACCAGGGACUUUCAUCAUCCGUAAUUCCAGCCAAAGCAAUACUAUAGCUCUGUCAGCUCAGUUCCCUGAAAAAGACCGGGCCAAUGUUGACCACUAUCUCAUUCAACAUUCAGAAAAAGGCUUUAGAAUCCAAGGCUCACUGCACUAUUUUGCAUCCAUUUUCCAUCUCCUGGAUCAUUACCACCACUGGACUGAUGAACUACCCUGUCCACUUCUACUACCCCCCACUAUCCGUAGAGCCAAGACUCUCCAAGAGUUGACCUCAUUGUCAUAUUUAGGCCAAGAUUUUUGGACAUCCUACAAGUUUGACAGAGGUUCCCAGAUGGACUUAUCCCUAAACAAACCAAACCUUCACAAAUCAAAAAGUGAACCAAUAAACAUCAUCCAUGGCAGUCACUGUAUUCUGCGAAAACCUACCUUGGCAUGUGAUCAGCAGGGUUCCUCCAGCACCCUGGAAACUCUUGGGAAAUCCUGCCAAUUUUCUUCCAGUAAAGGAAGUUUGAACCACACCCCCUCAAGUGUGGAGGACAAUAUGGGAAGAGGAUUGGACCACAAGAGACCCUCUGGAGAGGGAAGUUCUGCUGAAAGUCUUCUCUCCAAUGAAUCUGGUGGCAUGUCCAUUAAUCAACCUUCUCAGACUUCACUGUAUUUCACAACCUCUUUAGAUUUACUGAACAUUCCAGAGGAAAACCAAUAUUUCAAAAGUAACUUGUCGGACAAAAUGUCAGAUUAUGAGGACAUUUGGAGGCAUUCCUUUUCUUCACAUAGUGUGCUUAGUCCUGCUCCUCCUACACCAAAGAAAAAAUCUAGUAAGAAAGGAAAGAGGAAAGAAAGGAUGUCAGUGAAGGAAACAAUCAAGGAAAAAGAAGCUGUAGAGUCAGAAAAUUUGUGUGAUAGCCAUACUGCGAAAUCAGUGCCCGAGAAAGAGUUAAAAUAUGAUCUCAAUGCCUCCACUUUCCCUUCUCCAAAACCUAAAUCUAGCAUUCACAGGACUUUGAGUUUGGAUGACUACAAGAUUAAAAAUGCCAUACGUAGUGAAGAUGUGGAUGCUGAUCUCUUGGAUGUGAAGUUUAACACUAGUUCUGUACAAACUCAGACUAGUCCAAAAAUGAAAACAAAACCUUCUCCACUUCCUGUCAAUGAUGACUCUUCAUCAACAUCAACUGCUUUGUCAUCUGCUAAAAGCCCGGUUUAUGCUGAACCAUUUGACUCAUUGAAUGACGCAGAACUGAAGAAAGUUAAUCGAAGAUCAGCUCCAGCAAUGGGAAUCCACAAACGAAAGGCUAGAGCGGUCUCCCAGACUCCAGAGUUGGAGACAAUAUUCUCUCCAGGAUAUGGGGAUGAAGAUGGAAAUCAGACCUUUGAAAAUUUUGAAGCUCAGAACUCAAACAAUGGUCCAAACCGUGUUGACCAUAAAGCAUUACGGAGAACCCAAAGUGCCAAAGUUAAUUCUAGUAGAAAAUCUGAAAAAGACUCGCUUCCACCUUCAAUAAGUGCCUUGCGUCUUGACAGUAAAAAUUUAGUAAUUAAAAAAAAUACUUGUAAACAGUCUAGGAGCAAAACUAACAUCCUGUCUACCAACAAGAGUGUUAGUCGCAUUCACCAGAGUCGAGAAUUCUCUUGGGAGGAACUGUCCAAAGAGCAACAAAGUGAAGUGACCUCCACUCUGAGGAAGUUUCCAGUGUACAAGAGGAACUUAUCUUGUGAAACAUCAGCCACAGAUGGUACAGCUACGAUGGAGGACAUGAUAUCAUCUGUUAAUCCCACACUGACUGUUCGACCUGUGCAGUUUCUAAAUCCUCUGCAACAACUAAGCAGCCCUUCAGAAUAUGAUAACUUAAAAAAUCCAACUACAGACAAUAAACGUCAGUCUCACCUCAGCACUGGCACUGUGUUUUGCAAGCCUUGGGAUAAUGUGUCAUUUGAAGCUUUAAUGAAUCCAAAGUUUGUCCCUCCCAUGGAUGUGAAUGAGAGAAUUCAGGCCUGGCAAGCUGCCCAUCAAGGAAGGGACAGUUUGUUAUCAGACAGUACUCUAGAUUAUGUGUCUGAGGAUGAUGAUGAUGAAGUGGAAGGUGAUGAUAGUUGGGAUGACACUCCCAAAGUUUUUGUUCAUCCACCAUCUUCAUCAGGAGGAAGUGUUGUGAACCAUUCUUGUGAUCUGCAGCCUUCUAGUCAGUUACCACCACAAAUUCCACCCAAGUUAUUUCCUCCUCAGGAUUAUCCAGAUGUGUGUAAGACUGCAAUGAAAUCAGUGAUAGAAAAUAGACUCUCUGUUCACAGCUAUGGAGGUUUUGGAGAAAGUUUUCCCAAAUCUUCAGAAAGCAGUUCUGUUCAGCAUAUGCCAUUGUCACCAGCUGCAGAUGAAAAUAGAGAUUGUAAGCAAAGUACACCAGAAUCCAAAAUUAUUGAUUACAUUUGCAGACUUUCUAAAGACAAGAAGACAACAUUUGGUUGUACCAUAGAGAACUUUAUACAGUGUACACUGGAAAGUCAGGAAACAAAUCCACACCAUGUCACCAGAAAUGUUCGUCAGUUUAUGACUGGAAUAAGAAAUUAUCUAGUCAAGCAUGGGGAAGGUGAGCUGGAAGACCUAAUUGAGCAUGAACGAGCUCGACUGAGACAAAAUGAGAUCCUCAACAUUGACAACAUCAUCGAGCGGUCACUCCACAUCUGUGUUCUCCAUCCACUAAAACUCCACAUCUAUGACCUCUUUGUCACAGAGUACACAAGAAAUGGUAGUUUACAGAAGCUUUCCAGCAAUAUUAGAUAUGCCAGAACGAAGUCAGCCAAGGACAUAGGGAUAAGGCCUGAUAUUCCUCUACCAGAUUCUGCUACCAUGGAUACCAUAAAGAGCCAUCUACAUAGUAUGCAGAAAGCUUAUUCUCCUCUAAAGAAAAUGGAGCAUCUGCUGGCAGCAACAUCUACUAUCUACAAAUGUAUGACUCAAAAUGUCAGCAGAAAAGAGGGAGUUGUGACAAUAGGAGCUGAUGAUUUCCUACCAAUGUUGAUCUUUGUACUGGUGCACUGUGGGAUAGUGGCUGCAGAAAUAGAAGCAGACUAUAUGUGGGGGCUAAUUCAUCCCUCCCUGCUCAAUGGAGAGGGGGGAUAUUAUCUAACUUCCCUUAGCAGUGCUGUACUAGCCCUCAAAAACUUUCAAAACAUGCAGGGAGCACCAACUGAUUCUCAGCAGGUGGAGGUCCCAGCUCUUGGUGAUAUGGAGGGUUUUUUGAAAGUAGCCAUUCCUGAUGAGUUAAGGGAUACUAUCAUCUGGAAAACACUUCCUGUCAGACCAAACAUGAAUACAAAGGAUGUCUGUUCCAUGAUUGCCCACAAGUUCAGGAUCACAAACCCUCAGGACUAUGGCCUCUAUCUACUGGUCCAGGGAGAAGAAACUCGUCUUGGUGACAUGAAUAUUCCCCAGGUGAUAAAAUCUGAGAACAACUCACAUGGAAGACAGCCAGUGUUUGCUUAUAAACGGAAUGCUGCAAUUAUAGCCUGGCCAAUGUCAGUUAAAAGACAACAGAACUGCUGAAUGCAAAGAGAGUGCGAGAACUUGACAAAGAUGCUCAAUUUGUUGGAGACAUUUUAUUUAAACAUGUAUUUUAUCACUGUUGGAUCUUCAGAAUUUUUAUUUUGGGUAAAAAGUGAUAUUUUUUUUAAGAAGAGAUUUGCAUGACAAGUUACAGAUAGAAAUUUCAGUGCAGCUUAAAGUAUAAAACAAAAACCUUACAACAAACUUUAGUACAGCUUGCAUAUAGAAAAUUGUUUUAUUAAGCUUUUCCUUGAAUUAUUGACACACUUUAUUAUACUCCCCCUCCACAAAAAAAAUUUGGGGAUAUACUAAGUAUAGGAAUCACCUUGUCCAUCUGUCUGCUCUUGCAAUCAUGUCCAUGCCUUGAUUUUUUUAAAUGAGAAACAUUGGAAGCUCAUACAUGACACAAAGAUUGUUUUGAGGUGUGUCAUGACAUUGAUUCAAGGUCACUGGCAGAUAUAGUAAAAUGUCUGUGUCCAUUUCAUAACUUUCUUAAUAUGAAGAAACAUUAGAAGUUCAUACUUUAAACAAAAAUUACUUCUAUCCUGAGGGUGUGUCAUGACCUUGACCCAAGAUCAUUUGGUCAAGUUCAAGGUCGCUCAGAAAAGUGUAUCUUUUCCCUGUGCUGACCAUGUCUUAAUUUUAAUAGAGAAAUACUUGAAGGUCAUUCUUGGCACAGAAAUUUUUAAUGAGUAAAGGUUGUGUUGGAACCUUGAAUGAAGGUCAUAUGGACAAGUUCAUAAUCAUUGACAGAAAAAGUGUAUAAUCCAAGUCUGGUUCAUAACUUUGUAAGAAAAAAACCAUGGGAUGCUACACUUUGAAAAAAAAAUUGAAAGGUGGGCAGUAUAUUUUUCUGAGAUAGUGCCUCUAGUUUACAUGUUAAGGACUUUCUUUGGAAUGAUUUUUUAUGCAUGUGUUCAGCUGUUUUAGUGUAAAUGAGAAAUGGUUUUAUGACAAUUAAUUGGCUUGAAUAUUUUUGCCCAUUCAGUUAUGAAUCAGAUAUUAUUCUAGACGUCACUAAUCCAUAAUUUAAGUUCUUAAUCCUUUUUGGUUAUUUCCUUGAUAAAGUUCUUUAAAUGUUACCUGGGUCAUUCUGGUGACUAUUGCUGUUAAUUUUUGUCUUGUUGAUUGUUUUGAAAUAACAUGGAACAUUCAUACAGGAAAUUGGGAACAAAUUGUGAAUUUCAUAGUGUGUGCCCCUUUGGAGACUGAGGGUUGGGGCUGUCAUAUUUUAUCAAAUGUCAAAAUUUUCUCACUGUCUGGGGGCACACUAUGUGCUUAAUUAUAAUAAACAAUGCCUGGAUUUAAAACUAGUACAUGUACACUUUAACAAAGACGUAUUUGAAGCUCAUCUGUGACAAAAAGAAUUUCUCUUGACAUGAAGAUGAGGUUAAUUGUCAAAGAAGCCCAUUUUAACAAGGUCAGGGUCGAACACAGGAAAUAUAUUUUGUUUAAAUGAUAUGUUGGUCACAGAACAAACUAAGAAUCUUGUAUGUAACAUCAAAGAGAAGAACACUGCUCAUGUUACUUUUGUGUUUGUCAGAGCAUUUGGGCUUCUUGUUUUCUGAAGUGAUGAAGUGUUUCUUAAAAAUAAUUUAAGGUAAAAUCUGAAAUGUUUUUAGUUUGAAACUGAAAUAAAGUGAAAUUAAUAAAUAUACAAUAGAUAGCUGUAUUACUGCUUAUAAUAAUCAUGUUUGUAAUUACUUAUUCAAAUCACAAAUUAUUUAUUGCUUAGUGAGUUCAGAAUAACGAUUGCUUGGUUACUAAAAAAAAUUUUGGGAGGGCUAGCAUAUGCUAAUGUUAUUUGGUGCUUUUGACCAUUAUGUUGUGCAUUGUCACAUAAUGACAUUGUGUAAUCAUUUUUUGUUAGCAACUUAAUUCCAUUUAGAGGAAAGCAAAUUUUUUAGUAUGUAGUAAAAUAACAUCUUUCAGAAUUCUUUUGCUUAAAUUUAUGAAUGUACAUGUACAAAGAAUGCGUGUUUAAGCUGAAUGCGUAUGAAUCCUCUUUCCGUCCAUAAAAUCUUUUCUAUGCAAUUUUCCAUAUACCCAUUAUGUAGAAUAAUAAACAUUCAUUAACAAAAUGGAAUGUUUUACUGUGAUCCACUUUAUAGUUUCAUUAUAAACCAUUCCAUGCGCAGCUGAUAUUUUAUUUAAUUUUAGUGCAAUUCUGCAUGACUUUAUGAAUGAAAAUAUUGUUUGAUAUAUGGAAUAAAAUAUAUUCCAUAUGUAAUUCCAAGUUUUAACAAUGUAUUGACAGAAGUUGAUAGUAAGAGUUGUGCAUGUGUAUUUUAUUUCCAUACCAUUAAUGCACAGUCUUCCUUUUGCCUUUAUAUGAUACCCCUUAAUUAUAAUAAGUUUUUCCUUAUUAUUCAUCUUUAUAUCUGUGCAGCACUGUUUAUACGCUGGUAAGACAUUGCUUUCCCACUAUAUUAUCUCACUGAUAGGGGUAUACAAUAUGUACACAGAACUAUUCAAUUUAUUAUUAUUUGUGAAUAUGUAUUGUUAGAGUUUUUCUUAUAUACCACUCAUCAUUCACUGAAGUCAGUGAUAAUGACAGAAUGGAGGAUCAUUUAAAACUGAAAGUACAGUGUAUAUCAACUUUAUAUGUGCCAUAUUUUCAGUAUUAUUUUGUGUGCAUCAUCAGCAUCUGUUAGUAUGUACUCUUUAAUUUUUCAGAAUGACAUUUUCAUUCAUCAGUAAUACAUGUCUCAGCAUUAUUUUUGGUAUUUCUGUUUUGUGCUAAAUAGUACAAAAGUAUCCACAGAUAUGGAUUUAUUUUUAUUUUACUGUCAGUCUAAAAACUGAUUUUUUUUUUCAUUAAGCUGCAACAGCUUUGGUGCAUGUACCUAGGUACACUGUUGGUUGUUAUGUGACUAAUUAAAGUCAAACAAGUUGUUGUGAUGUUGGAGAAAAAACUCCUAUGUUCUUUUUAUCACAAAUGUAGUGAAUAAAAGUUAUCUACGUGAUGUG
Molecule: messenger RNA, 7031 nt
Organism: Saccostrea echinata
Lineage: Eukaryota; Metazoa; Mollusca; Bivalvia; Ostreida; Ostreidae
Exons: 16
Coding region: 42-4061 (1339 amino acids)
Biological process (GO): vesicle-mediated transport; signal transduction
Cellular component (GO): endocytic vesicle; cytosol
Molecular function (GO): guanyl-nucleotide exchange factor activity; small GTPase binding
Source: RefSeq, a predicted model, not a curated record